AUGGCCGCUGCCAUCACCAGCUGGGUGCUCAACCCAAUCCAAUCUUUGACAAUGUCUCGACCACGUACUCGCAAAUUAUGGUGCGCUGUCCCUGGCAAUCUUAGGCGGCCAUUCUCUAUAGAGUGUGUUGCAGACCAAGACGAUAUUGAGACACUCAUGAAGAAGAUACGGGACCAUGCACCAGCACACGCCAAGAAAGAUGCAUCUGACUAUGGCGAUCUCAUCCUCUACAGCCCUGUUGUGCAACUCAAUUAUGAAGAGGAGUUUGAUGUGAAAAAUGGUGAAUUCCUACAUCCACGCCGAAUGAUCACGUCCAACCCACUCUUCCCUGAAAGCAAGGAUCCAAAUGUGGAUAUUGUUGUUGUUGUGAGCGGAGGUGCCACUCCACAGAAACGGAAGUGCUUGGAAUCACAAAAUGGUGAGAAUAUCCCAUUCUUAAUGAUAUUUUCAUGCUUAUAG
Aspergillus chevalieri is the source of this 459-nucleotide messenger RNA. Its product is annotated as crinkler effector domain-containing protein. The transcript has a single exon. The record is from RefSeq and is a predicted model, not a curated record. The coding region runs from base 1 to 459 and encodes 152 amino acids. NCBI's taxonomy places the organism in Eukaryota, Fungi, Ascomycota, Eurotiomycetes, Eurotiales, Aspergillaceae.